AAAUAAAUGAAACCUGUAUUUGAUUUCAGAGUCUCACUUCAAUAAACAUAAAGGCAUAGAAUCCUAGAGGAGGCCUUAGCUAGCGUCUGUUCUGAUGUAUCCACUUACAGCUUAAGAAAGUGAGACCCAAAGAGGAAUCCCAGUCAGAAGUUCCAGCCCGCCGCUGUUCUCUGAUGCCAUGCCAGCACCAACACAAUUGUUUUUUCCUCUCAUCCGUAACUGUGAACUGAGCAGAAUCUAUGGCACUGCAUGUUACUGCCACCACAAACAUCUCUGCUGUUCAUCACCUUACAUUCCUUCGAGUCGCUUGAGAUAUACACCCCAUCCAGCAUAUGCUACCUUUUGUAGGCCAAAAGAGAACUGGUGGCAGUACACCCAAGGAAGAAGAUAUUCUUCAACACCACAAAAAUUUUACCUCACACCUCCACAAGUCAACAGCAUCCUUAAGGCUAAUGAAUACAGUUUCAAAGUGCCAGAAUUUGAUGGCAAAAAUGUCAGUUCUGUCCUUGGAUUUGACAGCAAUCAGCUGCCUGCAAAUGCACCCAUUGAGGACCGGAGAAGUGCAGCAACCUGUUUGCAGACCAGAGGGAUGCUUUUGGGGGUUUUUGAUGGCCAUGCAGGCUGUGCUUGUUCCCAGGCAGUCAGUGAAAGACUCUUUUAUUAUAUUGCUGUCUCUUUGUUACCCCAUGAGACUUUGCUAGAGAUUGAAAAUGCAGUGGAGAGUGGUCGGGCACUGCUACCCAUCCUCCAGUGGCACAAGCACCCUAAUGAUUACUUCAGUAAGGAGGCAUCUAAAUUGUACUUCAACAGCUUGAGGACUUACUGGCAAGAGCUUAUAGACCUCAACACUGGCGAGUCAACAGAUAUCGAUGUUAAGGAGGCUUUAAUUAAUGCUUUCAAGAGGCUUGAUAAUGACAUCUCCUUGGAGGCGCAAGUUGGUGAUCCUAAUUCUUUCCUCAACUACCUGGUGCUUCGAGUGGCAUUUUCUGGGGCCACUGCUUGUGUGGCACAUGUGGAUGGUGUUGAUCUUCAUGUGGCCAACACUGGUGAUAGCAGAGCUAUGCUGGGUGUGCAGGAAGAGGAUGGCUCUUGGUCAGCAGUCACACUCUCUAAUGACCACAAUGCUCAGAAUGAAAGAGAACUAGAACGGCUAAAAUUGGAACACCCAAAGAAUGAGGCCAAGAGUGUGGUGAAACAGGAUCGGCUGCUUGGCUUGCUGAUGCCUUUUAGGGCUUUUGGAGAUGUGAAGUUCAAAUGGAGCAUUGACCUUCAAAAGAGAGUGAUAGAGUCUGGCCCAGACCAGUUGAAUGACAAUGAAUAUACCAAGUUUAUCCCUCCUAAUUAUCACACACCUCCUUAUCUUACUGCUGAGCCAGAGGUAACUUACCACCGAUUAAGGCCACAGGAUAAGUUUCUGGUGUUGGCAACUGAUGGGUUGUGGGAGACCAUGCAUAGGCAGGAUGUGGUUAGGAUUGUGGGUGAAUACCUAACUGGUAUGCAUCACCAACAACCAAUAGCUGUUGGUGGCUACAAGGUGACUCUGGGACAGAUGCAUGGUCUUUUAACAGAAAGGAGAGCCAAGAUGUCCUCGGUAUUUGAGGAUCAGAAUGCAGCAACCCAUCUCAUUCGACACGCUGUAGGCAACAACGAGUUUGGGGCUGUUGAUCACGAGCGCCUCUCCAAAAUGCUUAGUCUUCCUGAAGAGCUUGCUCGGAUGUACAGAGAUGACAUUACAAUCAUUGUAGUUCAGUUCAAUUCUCAUGUUGUAGGUGCAUAUCAAAACCAGGAAUAGUGAGUGGAUCUUACCCUGGCAAUUCUCAAAUGAAAUAAAUUUAAAGUGUGGAUAGAUUAAAAAAAAAAAAAAAAAAAAAACGCUAAUAAACAUUUCCAGUGGGUCAUUGCAAACAUUUGCCCAUUUGAUAUCCUAGCAAGUUAGGUACUCCAGAUUGACUUUGUAGCACCAUGAGAGUCUGGUUCUGCCUGGCUUGGACCUCACAGCACCUAUACUUGAGGGAAGUCAUUUCCUUAUUGCAGGUGUCUUGAGACAUUGGCUGCUUUUACCAACCUGAGAAAAUCAGGAUGACCUGGCAAAUAGGAUCUUGAAUAGGCUAAAAGCAAGGAUCUUGCUGGUUGUAUUUUCUUGGUAAAAGGGAAGAAACAUUAUUCGCACCUACAGACCCCUUUCUUCACUAAGAUUACAAUGUACAUGAGAACAUUAUUUAUUGCAUGAGAUUUUCUAGAUACAUAAUCUAUGCAUUAUUCAUAUAAAUUUGUUUUAGCCUGAAGUGGCUUUUCAAAUCCAGUACUUUAAGCCAUAAAAAACCAAGACCAGGCAAUCUGAAUUUGUAAGUUUUUGUGGUUAUUUAACUGGAAUGCUGCUUAAAUGGAAAAACAGACCACACUCCCUUCCCCAUCCCUGAUUUCCUAAUAUAACUGAAGCGUUUUCUGUUUUGCCACAUACUUGACAACAAUAAAAGUUUUUGGUUUUACCUACUCUUAUAAUGAUGUUAAAUAAAGAAAGAUUUUUUUAAUUUGUAUUAAUUAAAAGCUUUAUUUAGUUUAAAAUAAAGUGAUCCAGAAUUUAAAGAAGAGACUGAUAUGUUCAGUAAUUGUCAUCUGUAGCCACCAGCACAUCACUCUUACCAUGUAAUCCCCCAAGGCUUGGUUGGCAUGCUGUAAGUGUGGGUUGGGUAGGCUGCUGCAGGGAAAUCGUACUUCUUGUCUAGUAGUGAUAAGAAUUUUCAUCACUUUUGGGAUUUUAGGGAUGACAUAGAUAAAAUAUCAAUUUGGGGAGUCAGCUUUAAUAGACCUUCCGGUAUUGAGACAGGGGAGGAAAGUUUUUGUUUUUCUCCACUUAGACAUAGAUCAAUUAAAAUAUUUGGUUUGAAAUUACUAAAUGCUUUAAAUACUAUUGUAGCUUAAGAUACGUGUUAAGAUAUACACAUGAGAAACUUUAAAAGGCAACUAUUGUGCAUGCCUGAUGCUUAAUAGAACACUUAGUAGCAUCAAGUGUUGUUUGCAGCACUCUCCAUAAUUAUAUGCAGUCCCUUCUAAUACUCUGUCAAACUAAGUAAAAAUAUACUCAAAUUGGCUUUUGGGGAGCUUAUUUGAUAUGCAUCAAAUGGCAUUUUGUUCCUGUGUUUAAUGGUGAUCUGUGUACAGCUCUGCAUAUAUUUUCAUCACUUAUUCUAGUAUCACUGUUAAAAAAAUGGCUAUGGCUAUGACUAUGUUUGAUAUUCAUGUAGAUAUUAAUACAAAACAUGAUCAGCUUUCCAUCGAGUCAAUUGGUUGGGUGUUUAGGAGUCCUUUCAGAUUUCUGCAGGAUACGAUGUGGAUUAGAUGUUCAAGGAAUCCCUCAGAAUUGUGGAUACUGAAUGCAAUAUUGGCUGCAAAAUUUGUUCUAAUUAAAAAUUGGACUCAGGAAGAUUACAGCUCAGAACAUCAUAUAGUGUUUGUUUUCUGAGGUGUUUAUAUUUUUGUUUUUUAAGUCAGCUUGGAACUUUUUUCCCAGGCAGUAUUUUGGAGGGGGAAAGGCUGUAAGUAUAUAUUUAUUUCUAAACAUUUUGAUGGAGACUUCAUCUUUUAAUGAAAUGUGUAGACUGCGGUAGCAAAAUCCAUUUUAGUUACUAUUUGAAUUGCUUGACCACCACUAAAGAGUUCCAUGUUAUUAUAUACUGAAUACUGUCUUGUCUCUAUAUAGUAUAGGGAAUAUAAGUUUUGUUUCGUGUGGUCAUGAUCAAGGUAGUAAUUCUUACUAUUACACAAGAAACAUGGUUUGCAGCCUGAAAGCUGGUCUGCUUUCUAUAGACAUGAAAAUGCAGUGUGGAGUUGACAUUGUGUAAAUGAAAAUAAUUGAGUGUUAGAAAUCUGAAUGUACUGUCAUCUAAAAAGAGGUUGUGAUUCUAUUGUAAUUGGUUGUAAUGUGAUGUCUAGAAUUAACGAAUAUAUGUAAACUUUCAUGGUACUUAGCUUUUAUUAAAUUUUUAAAAUUUAAACUUUCUAACAUAUGUAUUCAACCUCUGAAUUUAUAUCUAAUCAGUGGUUCAUGAUAAUAUAUACAGUGUGCCCUUAACUAGUUAAAUGGAAUGUUGGUAUGGUAUGGAGUACUUGUUAGGAAAACUGUCUUAUAAAAGAUGUAUCUGUGUGAAGAGAUGUGAAACAGUUUAUAUCUAACAUAGAGUAUGGUCAGAGAAAUGCCCAUGGUGAAUUAAAGCUUCAUAUCUGCUUUCUGAA
Molecule: messenger RNA, 4233 nt
Organism: Galeopterus variegatus (Sunda flying lemur)
Lineage: Eukaryota; Metazoa; Chordata; Mammalia; Dermoptera; Cynocephalidae
Gene: PDP1
Product: pyruvate dehyrogenase phosphatase catalytic subunit 1
Exons: 2
Coding region: 179-1792 (537 amino acids)
Biological process (GO): protein dephosphorylation
Molecular function (GO): cation binding; protein serine/threonine phosphatase activity
Source: RefSeq, a predicted model, not a curated record